AAGAUCUCUUCUUUCUGCAGCCUAUGUGGACAGCUCAAAAUGGGAAAAGAGACAAAAAGAGGAGCAUAGCCUGGCUGACUUAGCGCACUUAAUGGACAGAACCUAUGAAAGAAAGCUGCCUGUCAGCUCUUUGACAAUAGCCCGGUUUGUUGACAGCAUUUCUUCACGAGAGGAAGUGGAUCAAGCCGAAUAUUACCUUUACAAGUUUCGGCAUAGUCCAAAUUGCUGGUACUUGAGAGACUGGACCAUCCACAGCUGGAUCAGACAGUGCUUAAAAUAUGGUGCACAAGACAAAGCCUUAUACACAUUAAAAAACAAGGUUCAGUAUGGAAUUUUCCCAGAUAAUUUUACAUUCAAUAUUUUGUUGGAUUGUUUUUUAAAGCAGAAGAAGUAUGAAGAUGCUGUGUCAGUAGUAACAGAGAUCAUGCUGCAAGAAAGUUUUGAUGAAUUCUCAACACAGCUUCUUUCUCUCUAUGUUUUAUACCAGUACCUGGCAACCAAGUCUGAACAUACGUGGGAAGAGGAGAGAAAUCUUGGAGCAUCGCUAGUGCUUACAGGUCUAAAGCAAACAAGCACUGUGGGUUUUAGCUCCCAGCUGUAUGGCUAUGCAUUCCUUG
This is a messenger RNA of Fulmarus glacialis (Northern fulmar), 617 nucleotides long. RefSeq names its product 28S ribosomal protein S27, mitochondrial-like. The transcript is spliced from 7 exons. The annotation marks the transcript as partial. The record is from RefSeq and is a predicted model, not a curated record. Gene Ontology annotation, cellular component: mitochondrion. Gene Ontology annotation, molecular function: protein binding. Lineage: Eukaryota; Metazoa; Chordata; Aves; Procellariiformes; Procellariidae.